Helianthus annuus (common sunflower) is the source of this 354-nucleotide messenger RNA. RefSeq names its product NDR1/HIN1-like protein 1. Lineage: Eukaryota; Viridiplantae; Streptophyta; Magnoliopsida; Asterales; Asteraceae. The transcript has a single exon. The record is from RefSeq and is a predicted model, not a curated record. The coding region runs from base 1 to 354 and encodes 117 amino acids.
AUGCUUCCUCCUAUGUACCUCAAGGACUUCACGGUUUGGUCUUUGUCCCUAAAUGGAACUGAAGUUUCUGUACCCCCUUAUCUUGCAGCGUAUUUGGUACAAGACGUGACCGUUGGUAACGUGUUGAUUAAUGUUGAAGUUACAGGACGAUUGAGAGCGAAAUCGGGGUUUCUUUCACGUCGAUUCCGGUUGAAAGUAAAUUGUCCCGAGUAUAUUAUGUUUGGGAAUGAUACUGAUGUCAUUGGUUCGGCCACUAAGCGUCCCUUUGUUGAAUGGUGUCAUGUUGGAGUUACGCCGUUAAAAUCGGUCAUGCAAAUUUUAACUUCAGCAUUUGAUAACUUGGUGGGUAUUUAG